This is a messenger RNA of Radiomyces spectabilis, 986 nucleotides long. RefSeq lists its product as uncharacterized. The transcript is spliced from 2 exons. Lineage: Eukaryota; Fungi; Mucoromycota; Mucoromycetes; Mucorales; Radiomycetaceae. Bases 66 to 830 code for a protein of 254 amino acids. The record is from RefSeq and is a predicted model, not a curated record.
CUUUUUUGGUUAUUGUUUUUGAGACUUCUUUUAUUAGCACUGGUGUAAGUGGUACUUUUUUAUCAAUGGACACUCCUUCUCGUCGACUUUAUAUGGCUGCCACGACGCCGCCACGAGAGGAGAAUCGCUCUACUAACCAAAAAGAGACCAUCAACGAGCUUGCUCGGACGCUAAAAGCUCGUUUGCAAUUUGCACGGCUGAAAGUGCAGAGUGGCAUGGCAGAUAAAGAUUUUCAAGAGGUGGAAGAUGUAUUUUCCAAAGACCCAGAGAGCGAUCAAACUGGACGUCAAUUUCCUUUAACUCCAGCCUCUCCGCCACAUAUACGAAAACGCAUACGGCGAAGCAGUGGAUACGACAGCGAGGAUGAUCAGCAAGAAGCUGCAGCGGCAAGAACCAUCAUGAUGCUAUCCAGCAGUGGUAGCCCAAGGCCACGAAUGAAACGACCUCUUCAAGAAGAUCCACCCGGAUUUCGUCGACGUUAUCGUCCAAAUAUCUUUGAAGAAGACAAGGAAGAAUAUCCACCCUCUUUCUAUGACUAUGUCGCUCAAGAUCCCGAUUACGAGCGAAGGAGUCGCAUUGUAGGGCGAAAUUUGCCACGUCUGACUGUGGAUCAGAGGGAUCAGCCCGCCUCUUCUCCUUACCUUCAUCCUCCACCAUAUACAACAUAUUCAAAUCCUGCUCCUUAUUAUCAUUAUUCACCAUACAACACGCCAACUCCUUACCAUCACUCUUCGCCACAUUUGCCGCCUUUACAAACACACCCACCAUCCUAUCGCCCAAGUCACUUUGCUUACUCAAGCCCUCAUACCAUGUCACGCCCGUCACGGUGAGAUAACAUUCUCAAAAAAUGUCCGGGAUUCUUUUUUGAAGUAUGUAAACAUCCCUUUCCCACUUAUCCUUGCUUUUUUUUUCUUGUACGGCACUCUCUGUGUAUGGAGCGACCAAGAAUAGAACCCAGUUUUUCCCGAAGACAGAACGAAACGCGC